Gorilla gorilla gorilla (western lowland gorilla) is the source of this 3005-nucleotide messenger RNA. RefSeq names its product component of oligomeric golgi complex 7 (gene COG7). Gene Ontology annotation, cellular component: COG complex. The transcript is spliced from 17 exons. The record is from RefSeq and is a predicted model, not a curated record. Lineage: Eukaryota; Metazoa; Chordata; Mammalia; Primates; Hominidae. Bases 261 to 2573 code for a protein of 770 amino acids. Gene Ontology annotation, biological process: intracellular protein transport; retrograde vesicle-mediated transport, Golgi to endoplasmic reticulum; Golgi organization.
GCUCCGGACGCCUGCUGUCGCUAUGGUAACGGCCAACGACUUCCGGAAGAAGAACGGCGGGCGGCGAGGGUCAUUCCCAGCCGCAACCUGAGUGGGCUGAGCGGGGAAGCGUAAAGGGGCAAGUUACCCGUCCUGGCGUUUCUGGGGUUCGCCUCGGAGGCUAGCCUCGGUGCUCUCGCAGGCUCGCUCGCUUCUGCAUCCCCUUUGCCGCCCGGAGCCAACUCUUAAGUUCUGGACGCCAGGCCUGAGGCAGUUCCGCCAUGGACUUCUCCAAGUUCCUGGCAGACGACUUCGACGUGAAGGAGUGGAUCAAUGCGGCCUUCAGGGCCGGCUCCAAGGAGGCGGCGUCCGGGAAGGCGGAUGGCCACGCAGCCACCCUGGUGAUGAAGCUGCAGCUGUUCAUCCAAGAGGUGAACCACGCCGUGGAGGAAACAAGUCACCAAGCUCUCCAGAACAUGCCCAAAGUGCUCCGUGAUGUUGAAGCCCUAAAACAGGAGGCAUCUUUCCUGAAAGAACAGAUGAUUCUUGUCAAGGAGGACAUUAAAAAAUUUGAACAGGACACAUCUCAAUCCAUGCAGGUGUUGGUAGAAAUUGACCAAGUGAAGUCCAGAAUGCAACUUGCUGCCGAAUCUCUUCAGGAAGCAGAUAAGUGGAGCACGUUGAGCGCUGAUAUUGAGGAGACAUUUAAGACUCAGGACAUAGCUGUGAUUUCUGCCAAGCUAACAGGUAUGCAGAACAGCUUAAUGAUGCUUGUUGAUACACCAGACUACUCAGAAAAGUGUGUGCACUUGGAGGCACUGAAGAACAGGCUGGAGGCCCUAGCCAGUCCGCAGAUUGUAGCGGCGUUCACCUCUCAGGCUGUAGAUCAGUCCAAAGUGUUUGUGAAGGUGUUUACUGAAAUUGACCGGAUGCCCCAGCUCCUGGCCUACUACUACAAGUGUCACAAGGUGCAGCUUUUAGCAGCCUGGCAAGAACUGUGUCAAAGUGACCUAUCCCUGGACUGGCAGCUUACCGGACUCUAUGACGCCUUGCUUGGUGCUUGGCACACACAAAUCCAGUGGGCUACACAGGUUUUCCAGAAGCCCCACGAGGUGGUAAUGGUGCUGCUGAUUCAGACCCUGGGGGCCCUCAUGCCCUCGCUGCCCUCCUGCCUCAGCAACAGCGUGGAGAGGGCAGGGCCCGAGCAGGAGCUCACCAGGCUGCUGGAGUUCUACGACGCCACCGCCCACUUCGCCAAGGGCUUGGAGAUGGCACUGCUCCCCCACCUACAUGAACACAAUCUGGUAAAAGUCAUGGAGCUGGUGGAUGCUGUGUAUGAUCCAUACAAACCCUACCAGCUGAAGUAUGGCGACAUGGAAGAGAGCAACCUCCUCAUCCAGAUGAGCGCUGUGCCUCUGGAGCAUGGGGAAGUGAUUGACUGUGUGCAGGAGCUGAGCCACUCUGUGAACAAGCUGUUUGGUCUGGCGUCUGCAGCCGUUGACAGAUGCAUCAGAUUCACCAAUGGCCUGGGGACCUGCGGCCUGCUGUCAGCCCUGAAGUCCCUCUUUGCCAAGUAUGUGUCUGAUUUCACCAGCACUCUCCAGUCCAUACGAAAGAAGUGCAAACUGGACCACAUUCCUCCCAACUCCCUCUUCCAGGAAGAUUGGACGGCUUUUCAGAACUCCAUUAGGAUAAUAGCCACCUGUGGAGAGCUUUUGCGGCAUUGUGGGGACUUCGAGCAGCAGCUAGCCAACAGGAUUUUGUCCACAGCUGGGAAGUAUCUAUCUGAUUCCUGCAGCCCCCGGAGCCUGGCUGGUUUUCAGGAGAGCGUCUUGACAGACAAGAAGAACUCUGCCAAGAACCCAUGGCAAGAAUAUAAUUACCUCCAGAAAGAUAACCCUGCUGAAUAUGCCAGUUUAAUGGAAAUACUUUAUACCCUUAAGGAAAAAGGGUCAAGCAACCACAACCUGCUGGCUGCACCUCGAGCAGCGCUGACUCGGCUUAACCAGCAGGCCCACCAGCUGGCUUUCGAUUCCGUGUUCCUGCGCAUCAAACAACAGCUGUUGCUCAUUUCCAAGAUGGACAGCUGGAAUACGGCUGGCAUCGGAGAAACCCUCACAGAUGAACUGCCCGCCUUUAGUCUCACCCCUCUCGAGUACAUCAGCAACAUCGGGCAGUACAUCAUGUCCCUCCCCCUGAAUCUUGAGCCAUUUGUGACUCAGGAGGACUCUGCCUUAGAGUUGGCAUUGCACGCUGGAAAGCUGCCAUUUCCUCCUGAGCAGGGGGAUGAAUUGCCCGAGCUGGACAACAUGGCUGACAACUGGCUGGGCUCGAUCGCCAGAGCCACAAUGCAGACCUACUGCGAUGCGAUCCUGCAGAUCCCCGAGCUGAGCCCGCACUCUGCCAAGCAGCUGGCCACUGACAUUGACUAUCUGAUCAACGUGAUGGAUGCCCUGGGCCUGCAGCCGUCCCGCACCCUCCAGCACAUCGUGACGCUCCUGAAGACCAGGCCUGAGGACUAUAGACAGGUCAGCAAAGGCCUGCCCCGUCGCCUGGCCACCACCGUGGCCACCAUGCGGAGUGUGAAUUACUGACCCCACCACACACUGGACCACCAAGAGAGCCAGGGCUGCUGUUUCGCGACUCACCAACACAGAUUUGCUCAGAAACUCUGCCCAAGAUUGGGCAGAAGUUACUUUAAAAAGACUUGGUUCGGCUGGGCACGGUGGCUCACGCCUGUAAUCCCAGCACUUUGGGAGGCCAAGCCAGAUGGAUCACGAGGUCAGGAGUUCGAGACCAGCCUGACCAACAUGGUGAAACCCCAUCUCUACUAAAAAUACAAAAAUUAACAGCAGAGCGAGACUCCGUCUCAAAAAAAAAAAAAAAAAAAAAAAGACUUGGUUCAUUUGUAUAAUCAAAAAUAGUUGUAAAUUAAAGAUGUAUUAUUUAUCAGAGAAGACUUUUUAGAUAAUUUUUUUAAAGGAUCAGAUCUUGAAAAUGGAAUAAAUAACUACUGUGAAAUGCAA